Molecule: messenger RNA, 363 nt
Organism: Lactuca saligna
Lineage: Eukaryota; Viridiplantae; Streptophyta; Magnoliopsida; Asterales; Asteraceae
Source: the annotation of a GenBank genome assembly
AUGAAAAUGCCGGUUAAAGUUGUCAAUUUUAAUCAAAGUGAUUUUGUGAAAGGAAGUAAUAUGAUAUGCAAUGUUCAAUCUACUGGAAGGAAUAACGAGAAGACAAAGGUGCAUGUUGUUGACUUCAAAAGUGGAAAAGGUAAAAGGAAGGGGAAACUUGGACAGUUGAGGUGUUCACCAUAUGUAGAUCGGAUUACGGACAUGGAUGAGGUAAUUAAAGAUGAUGAAAACGUUGUGGCUCAAAGCAUAAUAAUAUGGGGAAAAGAUAAAGGGGAAAUAAUAUGGGAAACUAUUGAAGGUCAUGGAAUGCAUUUGGAAUCUGCACGUACAUUAGCUAUGAGAACAAAGUGCAUGACAAUGUAA